Messenger RNA from Psilocybe cubensis, 735 nucleotides. RefSeq lists its product as uncharacterized. The transcript has 13 exons. Lineage: Eukaryota; Fungi; Basidiomycota; Agaricomycetes; Agaricales; Agrocybaceae. The coding region runs from base 1 to 735 and encodes 244 amino acids. The record is from RefSeq and is a predicted model, not a curated record.
AUGUGCAUGAGCACCGCUAAUCUGUCGGUUCGCUCGGCAGUGUUUGCGUCCGAACCCGUUCUCAUUGUCGCCAUAUCUACACCCAUUCAAAUCUUCUUUGCGUGGAGAAUCAAGCUGCUAACCAAAUCGAAUGUGCUCGCGAUCGUUAUUAUCCUCCUAUCUCUUGUGUCUAUGGGUGAAUUUUUAAUGAUUUCUUUACUCCUGCUCAUCAAGAUUAAGCUGUUCGCUCGUAAACCAGAAUUGCAUUGGCCCGCACUGGUUUGGUUGCUUUCAGCCAGUAUCGCUGAUAUUGCUAUUACCACCGUGCUAGUCUUGACCUUGUCAAGACGAAGGACAGGGUUUGUUGCGACCGAUGAUGCAAUUUCCAAAAUCAUCCGAAUGACUGUUCAAACCGGAAUGAUCACGGCAUUCUUUGCCAUUGGAGAUGUGAUCUUCUUUAUGUCCCUUCCCCAUACUGCACUAAACUUCUUGUGGGAUUUGUCUCUCUCCAAGUUGUAUACCAAUUGUCUACUUUCUACCCUCAACGCCCGCGAGGAGCUUCAGGAGCUAGCUGGGUCACAUAGACGAAACGUCGUAUCGACUAGUGCUGGACGUAGACAGGAAACACAGUUAGACUCUCCAGCGCAUAUCCUAGCCUCGGCCAUGUAUGAGCUAGAUCAGCAGAAAUCCACUCAUACCCAGAGUGCAGAUAUGGAAUACGGCAUUACAAUCACCAAGGUCGUCGAGACCCAGUAA